AUGGCCAAGGUUCGCCAGGCAACACAUGCUGGAAGUUGGUACUCUAGUGAUGGAAAGGAAUUAGAUUCUCAACUCACAUCAUGGUUGUCGAAGGCCCCUGUGUGCCAAGCUCCUGCUCGAGCCAUCAUAGCACCUCAUGCAGGAUAUUACUACUGUGGUGGAUGUGGUGCCCAUGCUUACAGACAGGUAGAUCCAAGUAGAGUACGUCGUGUGUUUAUUCUUGGUCCGUCCCAUCAUGUCCGACUGUCAGGUUGUGCGCUGACUGCUACAGAGAUUUAUUCCACUCCUCUGUAUGACCUCACAGUGGACCAGCAAAUUAACCAAGAGCUCUAUGGAACUGGAAAAUUUGAAACAAUGAAGAUUUCUACAGAUGAAGAUGAACAUAGUAUAGAAAUGCACUUACCAUUUAUAGCCAAAGUAAUGGAACGACAAAGAGGACAGUUUACUAUCAUUCCAGUUCUUGUUGGAUCAUUAUCAACGGAGAAGGAGCAGGAUUAUGGUGCUCUGUUUAGUCGAUAUCUCGCAGAUCCCACCAACUUCUUUGUGAUAUCUUCAGACUUUUGUCACUGGGGUCAAAGGUUCCAUUUUGUCUCCUAUGAUCAGCAACAUGGAGAGAUUUGGGAGUCUAUCAAGGCCUUAGAUAGUAUGGUGAGCAGAAAGGUAACUGGAAAUGGAUUUAAAAUGUCUUUCAAGUUUGUCAAGUAUGAGCAGUCAAGCAAGUGUAAAACCAUGCGAGAUUCGUCCGUUAGUUAUGCCUCUGGUGCUUUAGUAAUCGAGGAUACAAAUCAGCAAAUGAUGUACAAGUAA
This is a messenger RNA of Ylistrum balloti, 807 nucleotides long. RefSeq names its product protein MEMO1-like. The transcript is spliced from 8 exons. The record is from RefSeq and is a predicted model, not a curated record. Lineage: Eukaryota; Metazoa; Mollusca; Bivalvia; Pectinida; Pectinidae. The coding region runs from base 1 to 807 and encodes 268 amino acids.